Cydia splendana is the source of this 893-nucleotide messenger RNA. RefSeq names its product zinc finger protein 354C-like. The coding region runs from base 129 to 893 and encodes 254 amino acids. Gene Ontology annotation, biological process: regulation of transcription by RNA polymerase II. Gene Ontology annotation, molecular function: DNA-binding transcription factor activity; RNA polymerase II cis-regulatory region sequence-specific DNA binding. Lineage: Eukaryota; Metazoa; Arthropoda; Insecta; Lepidoptera; Tortricidae. The transcript is spliced from 6 exons. The record is from RefSeq and is a predicted model, not a curated record.
CGUCUGUUGGCUAUGCUAUUUUAUAAUAGCGUGUAGCGUGGUUAUUUGUUUUGUUGUCGCUAUUAAAAUGUUUUGUUUGGUCUAUUUGUUUGAUCAGUAAUUAUUGAAUCACGAGGGUUUUGUGCGUUAUGGAACUUAUGGAAGCGAGCAAGGGCGGCGCCGGCGGCGGCAUGGCGCAAGUGAAACAGGAGCCCCAAUGUGUUGCUGACCACGUCCUUGUUAAGGAGGAAGCUGAAUUCACGGAGGAGGAGUGUGUGAAGGAGGAGUGUGAGGACAGCAGAGAGUGCGGCGUGAGCGAGGCAGCCAUGCUGGCCGGCCUGUACGACGACCACGAGGUGAAGGACGAGCUCGUGCUGGGGCCGGAGCGCCCACAUCGCCCCAUAGUCGCAAUGGAGCUGAGAGGCCGGGCUGUAGAUGCACAUGGCACGCGCGGAACACAGCUCGUACGGGACUGCUCCGUGCGGCUCGAGCGCCUCCCCACACAUGCACACCGUCUCGGCGCACACCACCCCGACACCGCACACACUGUCACGGAAUCUAAAUACACGCCCGAUCUUGUCUCCUCUGCUCUGGUGUCGGGCCGGCGCCGCUCGUGCUCGGUCAGGCUGGAGCGCCUGCUGGUGGACGCGGAGCGGCGCACCUGCCGGGUCGGGCGCCGCACAUACAAGCUACACGCCACCGAGCCCGCACCCACACCCCAUGUCACCUCCACCAUCUAUCAAUGUCACCAAUGCAGCAAACGGUUCAGAAACAAGGGCCUUUUAAAAGCUUAUUUACAGAGCCACCUGAAGAUGCAUAAUGAUAAAAAGCCUUUCAAGUGUAACUACUGUGACCACAGGACCCGUCAUAUAGGAAGCUUACGGGCUCAUGAGCUGAUACACACUGGUGAAUGA